GAAUGUCAUCAUGCUAGCCACCAAUUUUGAAGUGCACCCACUCAUGAUAUUGUGAAUAUGUUGUCCGACUCUUUAAUGGAGGAUGCUUUUAAAGCCAAAAAGCUUCAAUUCACGUUGCGAGAAAAACUUCCACCUUGUCGAUUCUGGAUCUGACACCCCCACGGGGUGGUUGCCCUGAUGGUGUCGGAGAUAGAUCGCCGGUACGGAGUACUGGAGAUAGGUGAUGAAUCGAUACAUAAAAAUUUGCCCCGCCAAACCCCGCCAAACGUCAUGCACCUCAAUCAGACACGUUUUCGGCGUGACGCACUUUACUUAUCCACCUCCAGUAUUCGUACAUAAGACUUCUGCCACUGUCACCAAAUAAUUCUGAAAGAAAAACCUCCCACGACAACGAUUAUUCUCCUCGGCUCAUAAACUUACCACUGAGAAGCUUACGCAAAGUGAGACACUGCGCAAUGUCGAGCCGUCAGCUACGUAAGCUGCAAAAGCAGCGGGAGCUCGAACAACUCCAAGAAGCCCAGGCUACCGCCGACGAAUCCAGCGAAGAGGAACCCGAGCCCGCGCCCAUAAAGCCCCGGCAGAGCUUGUUUGCAGCUCUAGGCGGCGGCGACGACGAUGAAGAUGACGACGAGAAGUCCGAUGAUGCGCAAGAGGAACCUGAGCCCGAGCCUGAAGUAGUGCCGCAACCUGCGAAGAAGAAGAACAAGAAAAAGAAGAAGAAGGCCAAGAAGGCUGUGGCAGAGGACGAACCCCCCAAACAAGCAGACGAUAAGGAAGAUGAGAUUGAUCGGGCUCUUCAGGAGCUCAAUCUGGCGCGCAAUGCAAGCUCUACCGCCUCGGCCAAUCUCGCGCGAAGCAGCCGCGACAUCGACGACCUGUUGCAGAUCAACACCCAGUACCUGAGAGCGAUCAACGAGAUGCGAGCUCUCUUCGGAAAGGAUGCCAUUCAAGCUGCCCAAGAUGAGGAGAGGGCCGAGCAGGAGGCGGCGCGCCGACAAAGAGGUCCGACUCAGCAAGUUGAUCUAGAGACGGCGCUUCGAGGAGACCCGCGCAAGAAGCUGCCCGAAAUAUCGCUGCGACGCAACGUAUUCAUUCAAGGCAAGGACACGUGGCCUCGCGCUACUGCUGUGGGCCUGGUCAUGAAAGAGAUCAGGAAGGGCACCGACGGUCUUAGCGAGUUCGCUUUUGUUCACGAGAAGGCCUAUGACAAUGUUCAGAUCAUGUUCUUCAGCUGCGUUCAGCUUGGUGACCCCAUGCAGAUGGUCCAGCUGUUGAUACGGUAUCCCUAUCACAUCUCGACCUUGCUCCAGGUAAGCAAGGUUGCUAUUCAGGACCAGAAUCAGUCACUGGCCGCAGACCUCUGCGAGCGAGCGCUCUUCACGUUCGGCCGAUCCACGACAUCCGCCUUUAGACAGAAAUUGGAACAGGGCAAGGCUCGACUGGACUUCCGCCGUCCCGAGAAUCGCGAACUCUGGCUGGCAGGAUAUACCUAUCUCAAGAGUCUCAUCCGCAAGGGGACGUAUAGGACGGCCCUUGAGUGGGCGAAGCUUCUCUUCAGCCUCAACCCGAACGAUCCCUACGGCAUGAAGUAUUUUAUUCACACCCUCGCAAUCCGAGCACGCCAAGCGCAGUGGCUCAUCGAAUUUCUCAACACUGGCGAAUUCGUGGCGGAUGAGACGGACGACACCUACAUCAAACAGACCAUGGUCCUCGCCAAGCUUCAGGCGGGCGACACUGAGGGAGCGAAGAUCGCCGCAGUGGCCGGCAUGGAGCGGUUGCCGUGGCUGUACUGUGCUAUCUUCCAGGCGCUGAACCUGGAAGCGCCGCCUCCUUUGUGGGGAGUUCAACCCGACACGGACGAGCGCGAGUUCUGGACGAAGCUGUACGUGCACCAGGCCAAGGACAUUUGGAACAACACGCAAGCAAUCGAUUUGCUCAAAGAGGCCGUCAAGAUUGCGAAGAAGCCGACGCAGGCGCUCCCGGAGGAUAUGCCGGCAACAACCCGUACGGCCAGAUGGACGUGGCUGGAGGACACUCCGGCCUUAUUGAGCGGCAUCCCAAGGGCAAUUCUCAACCAAGAGCCAAACUAUGCCUUUGAUCCGCUCCCGCCUCGGGAAGAGGAGAACAUCUUUUCGAGCCAAGGAGUGCAGAUGCCGUGGCGGCAGGAGGGCGGGCACAGUGGACCUAUGCUCGCACAGGAACGAGCGCUUCUCAAUAUGCUUCGCAGACAGCAUCAACGAGCCGAGGCCCGGGGAGCCGGAGCCGGCGCGGCCGCAGGAGCUGGUGCUAUGGCAGGAAUGGGAGGAAUGUUGGGUGCGUUCCCCGAAGACGACGACGAUGAGGCUGGCGAUGGCGACUUUGGUGACGCCUGGGAAGGAGCGUUCUCUGAUGGCGAGGAUGGCGACGACGACUUCAUGGAGGGAGAGGGAGGGCAGCCCCCUUCGGCCGGCGUGGUGCAGCGACUUGCUGAUUUGCUGGCGUCUAUGAUACCUGGCGGUUGGCCGGCUGAGCCAACCUUUGACGAGGAGGAGGAAGGCACAGAUGACGAAAUGCCGCCUCUGGUUGACGGCGAUGGGGAUGCUGGUAGUGAUGACGACAUGCCGCCUCUGGUCGACGGCGAUGAGGCUGUUGGUCGUGAUGAGGCACGUCAACAGCCUGGGGCAAACUAGCCGCGACGAUGAAGUUGCUGCAUAUCUACAUUUGGUAGAGACAACAAGUCAGGAAAUCCAUGCAGUAAACCUGCUGCCUUCGAUAGUUUCAUAGAGGUAUAGAGCAUCGAUACCCAGACAAGAUUGAGCCAAGAAUGUCCACCUCGUUUAUUCUUACCGUAAUCUUACUACGUAUCAAGCCGAUAACAACUUGAAGUCGUCUUCAGCAUACACACGGACCCCUGUCCUAGCGCGAGGGAGACUAACUUGCGGGUUCGACCGCAUGCGACAUCCAUGAA
This is a messenger RNA of Colletotrichum phormii, 2947 nucleotides long. RefSeq names its product transcriptional repressor TCF25-domain-containing protein. The transcript has a single exon. The record is from RefSeq and is a predicted model, not a curated record. Gene Ontology annotation, cellular component: RQC complex. The coding region runs from base 456 to 2669 and encodes 737 amino acids. Lineage: Eukaryota; Fungi; Ascomycota; Sordariomycetes; Glomerellales; Glomerellaceae. Gene Ontology annotation, biological process: ribosome-associated ubiquitin-dependent protein catabolic process; rescue of stalled cytosolic ribosome.